AUGGCGGAAAAGAAGUUUUUGAUGUCCCAAUUGACAAAUCAUUUAAGGGAAGAUCGCAUUCAGCUUUGGAAAUCUCCUUACACCAAUGAAAAUCAAGAGGCUGGUCCAGAGAUAAAAGAACUGUCUCUGAAAUAUGCAGAAAAGCUGAAGCACAGUGUGGAUGACAUAGCCAGUGCAUUGGAAGAAAUUCGCUGCUCUGCAAUACAACGUGGAAGUGGAAAUCAGGCUUUUAAAGCUAAAGGAUUGGCUUCACUGCAGGUCUUCCUGCCACGCAAGCUUAACAAAGGAUCCAGGAACUACAUUGAAACCUGUCUGUCUGUAACAGGGAAGGAACUGAAGUGUCAAAUAGCACAAACAUAUGGAUUACAAGAGAGUUGCAUAAAAAUUAUUUCUAACAAGAAACAGCUUGAAACUGCUAAAACUCUGCAAGAACAAGGAGUUGGUCACAAUUCCAAGGUUUUGGUCCUUGAAUUCAGCUACACAGAGGAAGAGGCAAGGAAGAGGGUCCACAAUGAGGAGAAGGAACGAGAAGAGGAGGCACAGAAGCAGGAGAGUGUGAAGAAGAAGAUGAUGCGUACAAAACGAGGGCUGGAAAUCCUGGCAGAUCGGGGUGAGAGCUUGGAUCCAGAUACAGUACCAUACCUGGAAAUUGCAAAUCAAACAGGACGCUCAAUCAAUAUGCCUAAAGCUGCGAAAAAGGCUCUCAUGCUGGCGAUGGGCUAUCAUGAACGGGGAAGAGCAUUCUUGAAGAGAACAGAGUAUGCUUUAGCACUGCCGUUCCUGCUGGAUGCAGACAAGCACUUCUGUGAAUGUGGGACAGAACUGCUGGAUUCUGUGGAUAAUUAUGCUGUACUGCAGCUUGACAUUGUAUGGUGUUACUUUCGCCUGGGUCAGUUAGACUGCUUGGAUGAUGCAGACUCAAAACUAAAUAUGUCCCAGAGGUGCUUCAAUAGAUGCUAUGGAGAGAAUCAUGAGAGACUUGUCAACAUAAAGGGCAGCUACGGGAGAGAGAAAGUUUUAUUUCUAAGACUCAAUCUUCUGCAAGGAAUAGUAAAUUACCACAAUGGAAGAGCCAACGAAGCAUCAGAAAAACUAUCAGAGGCUAGUCGAUUGUAUAAUGAGCUCUCCAUUGACCCAGCAAAAGUAGAGACCUUAUUACAGUUGGGGUGCUCAGCUCAAGAGGCACGCUUGGCACUGCGGGCAUGUGACGGGAAUGUGGAACAUGCUGCUAACCAUAUUUCAUGUAAACGAGAGGAAAAGGCAGAGAUUAAAAAAGAAGAGAGAGAGAAGAAAAGAAAACGACUGGACAAGAUCAAUACUCUGCGCGGGAUGGGGUAUUCUGAGAGACUGCUGCUGCAGAGGCCUUAAGUCAGGCCGGUGGGAAACAUUGACCGGGCAGUCCAGAUACUCCUAGAUAAUCCAGAGCGUUUAAUUCUACAUGGCAAUCCAGCUGGCAGCAGCUCGUACAGUGUUCCUCAGCAGAGCAUCGAUCAGCUGGUGUAUAUUGGUUUCACUCCCGAGGCAGCUAAGGCAGCUCUCCAAUUAUUCCAAGGUAACACUGAACUGGCCGCUCAGAUGUUGACUCACAACCUAGGAGUUCUCCCUCCUCAACUCCUGCAAGAGCUGGAAACCUCUUCAUCAGCACCCGAGCCUAGCUCCUCGACCUCAGAAUCUGCAGGGACAAGCUCAUCAGGCAACAUCAACACUGUUGAGCCAGACAUCGACCCUGUGAAGGAGAUCCUGGAUGAUAUCCCUGAACACGAGGAGGACUAUCUGGAUUUAACAUUAGAGGAGGAAGGACGCAUUCUUGUUGAGUAUGUUUCCUACCUAGAGAAGCUGUAG
This is a messenger RNA of Staurois parvus, 1842 nucleotides long. Lineage: Eukaryota; Metazoa; Chordata; Amphibia; Anura; Ranidae. The record is from the annotation of a GenBank genome assembly.